Molecule: messenger RNA, 1587 nt
Organism: Salvelinus sp. IW2-2015
Lineage: Eukaryota; Metazoa; Chordata; Actinopteri; Salmoniformes; Salmonidae
Gene: adm2b
Product: adrenomedullin 2b
Exons: 3
Coding region: 247-780 (177 amino acids)
Biological process (GO): positive regulation of heart rate; adenylate cyclase-activating G protein-coupled receptor signaling pathway; regulation of systemic arterial blood pressure
Cellular component (GO): extracellular region
Molecular function (GO): hormone activity
Source: RefSeq, a predicted model, not a curated record
AAUUAUAAAGGCGCGCCAUGCCAGCGCACUAUCAUCUCCAGAGUUCUGUCUGAACCCGCAAGACGCAACCGAGACUCCACUGAUAAUUAUUAACACCAAACUAGACUUCAACAGGUGCGCUGACUAAACCAUUCCUCAGUGAGGGGAGAUUCUGCCUUUGCCUGAGAACAGUGGAGUUUUUCUUCAGUUGAGCUUUUCUGUCCUGUUGUAACCUGUACCCGACGGUUGUGACUCCCGCUUGCCGCUAUGCCCUCACUGUUCCCGGCAUGGCUCUGCUGCCUUAGCCUGCUAACCGUGGAGACACACACCCUGGACCUGCCGCGGCCAGCCCGGACACAGCCUCACAGGUUUAUAUUAUCCAGAACCUCCUGGACACCUUGGUUGUCUUCGUCUCUCACUAUGGCGACGGUUGUCACCCCGACUGUUGCCCUGGACGACAGUGUUGCCCUUAGAAACAGAUGGGCCGUCUGGAGGGCCCUGCUCCCUAAAGGACCCCCGAGGCAGUCUAACCUAAUGCCUGACCAUGAAGGCCCACUGGCAAAGCCAUCCAGUCCACUGCCUGGCCAGAACUACCACCUCUCUAGAGAGGGGACGUCACGGGGUCGCCGUCAUGCCAAUGGUAGCGGUGGGCGUGGCCAGGGUCAGCUGAUGAGGGUGGGGUGUGUCCUGGGAACCUGUCAAGUUCAGAACCUCAGUCACCGACUCUACCAGCUGAUUGGACAGAGUGGGAGACAAGACUCCUCCCCCAUCAACCCCCGUAGCCCGCACAGCUACGGCUGAAUAACUUUAUCGGCAACCAACAAACAGGCACAGCUACAGCUGAAUAACGUAAUCAACAAGCAACACACAGGCAGAGCCACAUCUGAAUACAUUUAUGAACAAGACAACAACCUAUACACAGACACAGCUAACGGCAGAAUGUGGGUCAGAUGCAAGGUGGUGGAAGAAACUUAGAGUUUUAAGUGCUGACUGUGGGUAGGGUGGAAGGAGGUCUGUAAUACCUUGUUGUUCUGAGUUAGAGAGUCAUUAUUUCUGUCCCCAAUGAGCUGAGCUGAUCUACAAUCCCCUCCAUGAUCAUCCCUAUAUUCUUGUGUGUCUCUAAACUCUCAAUUUCAAUUAUCUCUCUCUCUCUCACUCUCUCACUCUCAAGUUUAGAAUAUAUGUCCUUUUCUACAGGCUCUAAUCAGUCACAGCCCCCCAUAGUCCGAAACAGCCUUAAGAAGCUUCACAGUCCCAUAUCGCCCUAUGAACCUUCCUAAUCUCAUGUCGUCCCAUGAAGUCUGAUAUGUAGCUCUUAUUUCCUAUGUUAGAUGUGUCUAGUGAGCUACUAGGUCAAGUGUAUUAGAAACCCGUAAAGCACUUUAAAGUAAAUACUGUUUUAUGUUUGCUAUGACUUGAACGUUUAAAGAUAUGUUGUUUAAUCUUAAAUUUAUUCAAUCUUAUUUGUUGUAAAUAUUUCACUGACUAAACCAGUGAAACGAAUGUGGCCGAAAUGUUUCCCCAAAUGUACAUUGUCUGUUUUAUUCAUCUUAGUCUAUAUCUUUGUAUAAGCUGUCAUAUUUAAUAAAGAGUAUGUGUUUAAAUGUG